AUGGAUGAAGCUUCGAGUUCACAGCGGUCUGACUCUCCUCAGUUGUCGGUGGGUGACGGGGGCAGUGUCACCAAGAAGAGGGUUGGCAGGCCCAGUCUUGGAUUGAGUAAUCGGGAGAAGGCUGACAAGAGGAACGACCGAUCCAAGGAAACAAAGAAGAUGUCGAAGGCUGAGAUUGAUAGGGACAUUUUCAAGGGCCGUCACGGUUUCAUGGUUUCCGAUCCAAUCAAACCGUUGAAGUUGGUGGCUGAGGACAAAGAUUCCGCGGAGCAGUCAGAAGUGACGAAGCUGUACAAUUUCUACAGCGAAAAGGCUGGUCACCGUCAUUGUUUUCUGGAAUUGACUUCGUUCCACGAGCCUGACUACAAUAGUCACUUCUCCAACAAAUACAAUACAGUUCACUUGAAAGUCGACGACAAGUGCUGUUCUGCUAUGGUGGAUGUGGUUCGGGGCAAGCAUUUGACCCCCUUUUUCUCCUUUGAUGAAGUCUCGAAGAACGAAGACUCGAUUGAAGUCCCGGAUCCGAACUACGUGGUAAUGUCGAUGUUCCACUCAAUGGUGAAGGGACUGAGGACCCCCAAGCUCAUUGAGGAGCUCAGGAAGGAGGGAGACGAGGCCUGGUGUGAGGAAUGGUACCCGGACAUUCGUGUAUUGACACAAGACAGUCUUAUGAAGGCUUUGCUCGCCGAUCCAAAAAGGUUGAUUCAGUUCCUUGCCGCCAAUCUGGAUACCUAUACGGACACCCAUGACGUGCGCCUCUUUGAGCCGGGUUACAUGGAUCGUCCUGAACCCCUGAUUGGUCUAUACAGGCAGUUCCUUUCCGAGCUCGUUGCUCAUGACGUGAAAGUGUACCCACCGAAUAGGGUGGCGUGUAUGCUAAAUGACAAGCCUCGACGUGACACGAUGUUUAUCGAGCAUGUUUUGCCCCACAAGUACAUCAUCUUGCCCCAGAAGACUUUUGAUUGGGGUGAAAAUCUGAAAUGGACGGAGGAAAACCGGAUUCUCAAUGGACGUAGGCGAAUCGAGAGGUUGGCCAAUGGGUAUUAUGUCAAGCCGGGUGAUGCCUGUGCUGGGAUUUCAGUUUUGUGGAUACGGGAAGUAUUCACGCCAACUGGUGAGCCAACGAAUUCGGCUAUUGCUUCCGAUCUCUCUGGAAACGUAUUUGACAGUCCCAAGCAAUGGUUUGAUGGUCUCGCAGUGAAGAGUCGGGAUUGGUGCUUCCAGGUGGCUGAUCCCUCUCUACGUGGGAAAGAAUCAAGGGUUUUCUUUCAGAUUGGACCGCUUGGGCACAAUCAGCCCAUUUGUAUGCUGAACACAAGUUACCCAACCAAGGCAUACCGUCACAAGGGUGUUUUGAUCGAGCCCGGUUCCAUUGCCUGGCAGUCCUUUGUCGGCCUGCCCAAGGGAAAACAUCGUGAUGAGAAUCUGACACUGACCAAGUUGUAUUCCUUGUGUAAACAGCCUGAGUACCACGGGACAGAGCCUGAUGAUUGGAAAUUUUUUGUGGAGAGAUGUUCCAAAGGGAAUGUAUUCAAGACUUUUCGGAAUGUUCUUAAGACCAAUGGUCGCUAUGAAUAUGCUUUCUUGAUCUACCGUUUUGACAUCUUUGAGACGGAUUACAGGACUGGUUAUGUCCCGCCUAAGGGGAAGAAGAAAACGUCGGAGAAAGAAAUUUUGAUCAAUGAAGUCCAUGUUUGA
Messenger RNA from Seminavis robusta, 1698 nucleotides. Lineage: Eukaryota; Bacillariophyta; Bacillariophyceae; Naviculales; Naviculaceae. The record is from the annotation of a GenBank genome assembly.